Messenger RNA from Zingiber officinale, 2867 nucleotides. RefSeq names its product phosphatidylinositol 4-phosphate 5-kinase 1-like. The record is from RefSeq and is a predicted model, not a curated record. The transcript has 8 exons. Gene Ontology annotation, molecular function: 1-phosphatidylinositol-4-phosphate 5-kinase activity; ATP binding. Gene Ontology annotation, biological process: phosphatidylinositol metabolic process. The coding region runs from base 255 to 2555 and encodes 766 amino acids. NCBI's taxonomy places the organism in Eukaryota, Viridiplantae, Streptophyta, Magnoliopsida, Zingiberales, Zingiberaceae.
CAGCUGCCAGACUUCAAGGGAAGGUAAACGCCGCGGAGGGCGGCUCUUCCUCCUCCUCUUCGUCGCGAUUUCUUAGAAUUUUCUUCGGAAUUUAGGUUCGGAGGAGAGUUUCCUUAUUCUUUGCGGAUUUUGAGGGAUGGGGUGGUUGAUCGGAGUAAAAUAACGCUGUAUUGGCCUUCAUUUGUGGGUAAUGCACGAAGCAACUCCAAGUUAUUAAGGCGUUUUCUCGACGAAGGCGGUGUCGGAGUGGUAGAAUGCGGCGGCCUUCCGAUGAUGAGCGAAUGGCGAGUAACACGGUGGAAGACGUGGCAGAGAAGCCCCCCUCACAGGCAAGGGGAAGAUCUCAUUCUCACGGUGGGGGUGGUGGGCGGAGAGUGACCCCAGCGGUCGAUCCCUCUGAAGAGGAGGAGGAGGCCGUCGUGGAGAAGGUGCUUCCCAACGGGGACUUGUAUACCGGUGGGUUCGCCGGCAGCGCGCCUCACGGGCGUGGGAAGUACCUAUGGGCAGACGGAUGUAUGUACGAGGGGGACUGGUUGAGGGGGAAGCCCUCCGGGAAGGGGAAGCUCUCCUGGCCGUCGGGCGCCACCUACGAGGGCGAGUUCCAAUCGGGCCGGAUGGAUGGCGUUGGUACCUUCACCGGCGCCGAUGGCGACACCUACCACGGCCAGUGGGCGGCCGACCGCAAGCAGGGUUUCGGCAGUAAGUCCUAUGCCAACGGCGACUACUACGAGGGUACGUGGCGCUGCAACCUCCAGGAGGGUCAUGGGCGUUGCCUGUGGCGAAACGGCAACCAGUACGUGGGCGAGUGGCGCGGCGGCGUUAUCCACGGCCGCGGCACCUUCAUCUGGCCCAACGGCAACAGCUGCGUCGGCCAGUGGGAGAAUGGCGCCGCCCUAAAGGGCAGCGGUGCUUUUACCGGUCCCGACGGUAGCUGUUACAUCGACAGCUGGAGUGGCGGCGACCCCAAUGCCCUAGAGGGAGGCACCGGAGUGGCAUCGCGGAAAGAGACCCCUGCUGGGAGGAGAGGUUUCUCUCCCUUCUUUCAGCUGGAUAAUAGAUCGGCUCCGGCAACACCGAUGUCCCAUUCGUCCACGAAUGGGUGGUCGAUCGAUGGAUCCCAGCGAUCACCACAGCAGGGCAGCUUGGCAGCGGAAAAGAACUACCCCAGAAUCUGCAUCUGGGAUUCGAACUCCGAGGCCGGGGAUAUCACUUACAAUGUCGUCGACAGCCUCGAGUCGUCUUUGUUGUACAGGGACGAAUCAUCUAAUGAUAGCGGAAGUCUCAUUGGAACCGUGAAACGGCUACAGAGUUCCAGCGCGUGGCCAACGGCGGAGGCAAAAAAGCCGGGGCAGACGAUAUCGAAAGGGCACAAGAACUACGACCUGAUGUUGAACCUCCAAUUAGGCAUUAGCUACACAAUCGGGAAGCCUGGUUCGGCACAGUCGAGGGAGCUGAAGCAGACAGAUUUUGAUCCGAGGAAGAAGUCCUGGACGAGGUUCCCUCCUGAAGGAACGAAGAUAACUCCUCCUCACCAGUCACCGGAGUUCCGUUGGAGAGACUAUUGCCCUAUGGUCUUCAAGCGCCUAAGAAAAUUGUUUUCAGUGGAUCCGGCAGAUUACAUGCUAGCCAUUUGUGGAAAUGAUGCAUUGAGGGAGCUUUCAUCCCCUGGGAAAAGCGGGAGCUUCUUCUUUCUAACGCAGGAUGAUCGUUUCGUGAUCAAGACAGUAAAAAAAUCAGAACUCAAGGUACUCAUUAGGAUGUUGCCCAGUUAUUUCCGACAUGUAUGCCAGCAUGAGAAAUCACUGGUGACCCGAUUCUACGGGGUGCAUUGCGUUAAGCCUAUGGGUGGUCAAAAGCAGGUCCGGUUUGUUGUUAUGGGUAAUGUAUUCUACUCCGAGUAUCAAAUACAUAGAAGGUUUGACUUGAAGGGUUCAUCCCAUGGUAGGACAACUGAGAAGAAUGAGGAGGAGAUUGAUGAGACAACUACACUCAAAGAUCUUGAUCUCGAUUUUAUAUUUCAUCUACAAAAUUCGUGCUACUCUGAGCUUCUUGAGCAAAUUAAAAAGGACUGUGAGUUCUUAGAAUCAGAGGGGAUUAUGGAUUAUAGUCUCUUGGUGGGUGUUCACUUCCUAUCACCUAGUCAUACUUCACCAGUGUCAUACAAGAAGGAAUCAUUUCAACGAGAACCUUGCUCCGAACUACCUUUCUUAGCAUCCGAUUGCCAAAGGAUGGAUCAAACUCUGGACACACGGAAACAGUCGGGAACAAACGUGCCGGCGAGAGCAGAGCGAAUUAGAAGUCGAUUCGAGACGUUUCUCCCAGUUAGUAGUGGGAUGUCAACACCUAGAGCAAGCGAUGAGCUCCACAGCGUGCUCCUCUGCUUUGGUAUAAUCGACAUCCUUCAGGACUACGACAUUGCCAAAAAGUUGGAACAUGCCUACAAAUCAUUGCAGGUCAAUCCCAAUUCCAUCUCUGCAGUGGACCCGAAGCUGUACUCGCGGAGGUUUCAGGACUUCAUAAGUAAAAUCUUCGUCCAAGACGAAGAACACAGAUAAAAGGAAGCAUUGUACCUAACUAUAGAGGCAACUUAGGGUUGCUACCGCCGGCGGCUGCUGCUGAAUUUUCACGCUCAGCUAGUUGGGCAUUUGUGCAUGUUCAUUGAGGUAUAGGAGCACACCGAACUCAUUUCUUUUUAACAUUUUUUUUUUACUUUCCUUAAAAUAUCCAGGGAGUGCUAAAAUUAUUCAACUACCUGGAUAGAAUCACACACAGGAAAUGCACCGAGAGGUAUUAUAUAUUGUGCACAAUGCUGAGGUGUCACAUUCCAAUUUCAUCAAUUCAAAUUUCAAACGAGUCUUUUAUCUCUU